AUGAAGCAAGUACAAGAAUUAUCGACGAAGUGGAACAAACUUGCUGUCCUCGCUAAAGAAAGUGUAAGUGAACCGGAGAUGCCGUUGGUAAAGGAUUUGGAUUGUGAAAACUCAAGGAAGAGAGGCCAUAACGCUGAAAAUUGUCCAAAGGAGAACAAGUUUUCCCAAGGGUCAUCUGAGACAGAAGGGAUGCAACUUGACGAGGAUGGAGAAUUGGAACAUUCGUCGAAGGACUUAUACACCAUGAACCCUGAAGAACAGGAAAUGACAACCGGCCAUCCAAGCAAGGAUCUGAAGGAACACCCUGACAAUGACGGAAUCUUAAUGACAGAAGAUAAGAGAAAUAACAAUAUCAAUGAGAGAGAAGGUAACACUGGAGGAUGCCUCGAAGAAAAGAAAAUACUUAUGAGAGCAGACCCUGCGACGAAAAAAAGCAACCAACCAUCACGGAUAAUCGUGAUCAGGGAGGAGGAUACGCCACUGUGCAAAAGAAACUCAUUAACAAUAAAUCUGAUCUUGAAGACACUCAGCAUAUAA
Molecule: messenger RNA, 537 nt
Organism: Acaulospora morrowiae
Lineage: Eukaryota; Fungi; Glomeromycota; Glomeromycetes; Diversisporales; Acaulosporaceae
Source: the annotation of a GenBank genome assembly